Molecule: messenger RNA, 795 nt
Organism: Brassica napus (rape)
Lineage: Eukaryota; Viridiplantae; Streptophyta; Magnoliopsida; Brassicales; Brassicaceae
Exons: 2
Coding region: 208-723 (171 amino acids)
Source: RefSeq, a predicted model, not a curated record
CACUCCCUCAAAAUUAAUGCUAAGAGACACGUCUGUAUAAGUCUUGUCUAUAUAAAGGAAUAUAACAGAAGCUUGAGAGCUAGUUCAGUGGAGCUCCCAUCUCUUCUUGUCUGGAACUAGCUCUAUGUGUUCACAUUGUUUCAUACUCUUCCUUACAUCAACCAAAUAAAAAGAAAAGAAAAGAAAAGAAAACUACUUAUUGUCAAGAUGAAGAAGAAACUGAUAAUGUUUUUGUUUGCUCUUCUGCAACUUCUGUUAGUAAACUCUCUUUCUCCAAAACAUCCAUCAGCCAAGCCAGAUGCAGAAAUAAAUGUGAUGGGUUUCGUUUACUGCGAUGUCUGCUCCAACAACAGCUUCUCCAAACACAGUUACUUCAUGUCCGGCGUUGAAGUGAGAAUAGACUGCAGUCUCAAAUCAGGUUCCUCGACAACAAACGAGAUGAUAACAUUCUCUGCGAACAGAACCACUAACGAGUUUGGACUCUACAAGGUAACCAUAACAUCUCUAGACAGCGUUGACUUGGACAGUCUCGCAACUUCUUGUCAAGCGAGUUUGGUGGGAAGAAGAGGCUCCUCGGAUUCUUCCUGCAACGUACCUGGUUACAGAAGCACCACGGAUCAAGUCGUGUUUAAGUCAAAACGGUCUAAUCUCUGUAUCUAUGGAUUCAAUGGGUUAAACUUCAGACCGUUCGAGAGGGACCUUGCCUUGUGUGGCAAGAAUUAGGGCUUUCAAACUACAAACUAUCUCAAAAGUUGUUUUUAUUUAAUCAAGAAAUGAAAAUGUGUUUGUGCUAAA